Rhopalosiphum padi (bird cherry-oat aphid) is the source of this 1422-nucleotide messenger RNA. It is a transcript of the gene Cib2, whose product is annotated as calcium and integrin-binding family member 3. Lineage: Eukaryota; Metazoa; Arthropoda; Insecta; Hemiptera; Aphididae. The record is from RefSeq and is a predicted model, not a curated record. Gene Ontology annotation, molecular function: calcium ion binding. Bases 506 to 1075 code for a protein of 189 amino acids. The transcript has 5 exons.
AUCAUACGAGCAAUGGUUGACUUAAAAUUUGGACGAUGUACUUUUUAAUCUCGUUGAGUGAAAAGGGUCUGAGAAUCCAAUAGACGGUUGGUCACCACACCCAUGACAUCGAAAAUUACAUUUUCCUGUGCGUGUGUGUGUGUUCGUCGCGGACAUUCCGCCCAGUUCGCGAAAAAUCAAAAGUAUUAAAAAGGCUGUCCGUCGUGGCGUCGCGUGACUACGCUCUAGUUUACGCGGUGAGGGGUGUUCCUACCGCUCUCGAGGAGUUCGUUCGGUGUUAUUAUAGUUCUGCCCGUUCGGAUACUCAUUUGUGUUUUACACUUUACACAGACGUCGGUCCGGUUCUCACUCUCCCGUGCCAACAACUGUAUUUCUGACAAAUUAUUAAAUCUGUUCUCUCGGCCGAAGACUUGCGCGGAUGCUUAGUUAUCUCCUCGUUCGUCCUUGCAGCAGCGCAGGUUCAUUACAACACGACGUGUAACCCACCACGGGCGGCGGCGACGUUAUGGGCAACAAGGCGAUGACUUUCACCGAAUCGCAGCUCGAAGAUUAUCAGGACUGCACUUUUUUUACCAGGAAGGAAAUACUUAGAGUGUACAAAAGGUAUAGAGCGAUUUGUCCAGAAGUAGUGCCUAAGAAAAUGACUGGAGACGAACCGGUGAAAAUCAGAGUGCCACAAGAACGAAUCGAACAGUUGCCAGAACUCAAGGAAAACCCUUUUAAACAACGCAUAUGCCAGGUAUUCUCGAAAGAAGGUAAUGGAUCGUUAAGUUUCGAAGAUUUUUUAGAUUUAUUGUCGGUGUUUAGCGAACAGGCGCCUAGACAAAUCAAAGUGUACUAUGCUUUUAAGAUUUAUGAUUUCGAUGACGACCAUCACAUUGGACCUGCUGACCUUGAACAAGUGCUAAAGCUAUUGACGCGCAGCCAACUGUCAGCUGAAGAGAUCGUUCAGGUAUGCGAAAAAGUCAUUGAAGAAGCAGACGUAGACGGCGACGGCAAACUGUCUUUCAUGGAAUUCGAACACGUUAUACUCAGGGCACCGGAUUUUUUGGGCACUUUUCAUAUUAGAGUGUAGGCAAAUGCCACACAGUGAUGACAAUUUAUUAAAAAUCACUUAAAAAACUUGAAAUGUUUACGUUUAUUACUUUAUUUUUAUUAGUCUAAAAAUAGUAUGUACAAUAAGAAAACUAAGAUAUAAUCAAUUGAGCUUUGAGACAUAUAAUAUAUCGGUAAACUAUAAUAUAAUUACAUUUUGGGACAUGCGCUCAGGACUUAAUAAAUGUUUUUAAAUGUUUACAUUAUUAUUUUAUGGCAGAUAGUUGAUACACUUCAAGUGUACAACUAUAAUAUAGGUAACCUAAAUACUUUUCGACACAAUUUCUUGGCCAGUAGUUUAGCAUUGUACAUUGCAAGGGAACAAAC